Molecule: messenger RNA, 1194 nt
Organism: Funneliformis caledonium
Lineage: Eukaryota; Fungi; Glomeromycota; Glomeromycetes; Glomerales; Glomeraceae
Source: the annotation of a GenBank genome assembly
AUGUCUUCAACCCCAUUUUCUCAAUACGCUCGUGUUGAUCGUGCGGAAUCAUCGACUCCGCCACCUCUUAUAGAGUUUUCUAAUGAAGGUUCCGAUAACAAUUCUAACCGACUUGUGACUUAUGAUGGUCAAUUUAGUGAACAGAUCAAUACGAUAGCUAGUACUUCGUCUGCAAUCCAACCUGUAACUAGGACUGAUCUUACAAUUAUUAAUAAUGAUUCUGACGAGGUAGAACACAAAAGAUGUUGGAUUUGUUUUGGCGAAGAUUCUGAUAGCGAGGGAAAAUGGGUUAAAGCAUGCAGGUGUUCAUUAAUAAGUCACGAAGAAUGUUUGCUGAAUUGGAUCGCAGAAAAACAAAGGAACACGGCUCUUAGAAAGGUCCGAUGUCCCCAAUGUAAGACUGUAUAUCAUCUUGCUGAGCAAACUUCGUACCUUUUAAGGUUCCUUACCGUCGUUGAUUCUACGAUUCAAUCUUCUAUCCCAUAUUUCACCAUUUUUGGCGUUACAUUUGCUGUAGCGAUUACUAAUGUUCAUUAUGGUGCGUAUGCUACCAUCACGAUGGUAGGUCUUGAAGAAGGAGAACGACUUUUGGAAGAACCAUGGAGCUGGAGAAUAUGUUUUACACUACCUCUUGUCCCCGUAUUCCUUAUAUUUUCAAGAGCUCGUUUUGCUGAUCCGGUCAUGCCUCUUAUUCCCAUGUUGUUUAUAAGGAUGGAUCAGUUGAGGUUAACAAUGCCACCAAAUCCAUCCUUUACGAUUUCUCUUUUACCAUGGGCUAGAAUUAUAUAUAAUUGGUCAUAUCAACGAGCAUUCGGACGCCUUGAGCAAGAAUGGCGUUCUCAACUUGAACCAUAUACUGCACCAGCUGAAAUUGAAAACGGGGAUAAUGGUAAUAUUCGACCUCGUAAUGAUCAAGAUGUAUUGGACCGUUUGGAUCGUAGCAAUGCUGGUCGUAAAAUUGUUGGAGCGUUGUGCUUGCCAUUUAUCUCUGCCAUGGUUGGAAGUUUCCUUGGUAGAUUCUCAUUUGUACGUGCACGUAUACCUGAUACAUUUCAUCGAAACGUACUUGGCGGGUGUCUUUUCAUAGUUUUCAAGGAUAUCAUGACCCUCUCAUACAAGUAUCAAAGGGCCAAGCAUCGACGUACACGUCAUGUCAGGGAAUACUCUGAAUUUGUAAAUGAAAGCAGGCAAUGA